AUGCGGGCUACUCUUUGGACUUGGCAUCAAAUGUUGCUGCUUGCUGUAAUGUUUGUUAUGAGAGGGCAUUUGAAUUCGAUGGAAGUGGAUGAUAAUGAUAAUGAUAAGAAUCAAUUAUUGCCUAAUGUUGAGAAGUGCACCGCAUUUGUUGAACAAUCAAUCAGUAAAUGUCUCCAGCCAAUCUUGGAUUAUGCAGGAAAACUGCAAGAUAAAGGUGCAGUACAACUGCCUGCACAAGGAACGAAUAUUUUCAGAGAACUCUGUGAUAUUUAUGCUCAUUUCAAGGAGUGCACUCAAGAUAUGUCUUGUUCAAGUAUAUCGCUGGAAGCGAUUGAUGCUAGUUACGGAUACAUGUGUGGUGAGAAAUAUCAAUUAUUUGAAGAUUAUGCUACCUGUUUUGCUGAGGUAGAAAUAGAAAAUAAUUAUGUGGAAUGCAGAAAUGAAGCAAGUGCAGCUAUAACAACGGCACAAAAGGCGAAAAUCGCUAGCGAUUAUAGCCAAUAUUUCAAGCUUUUAUGCGACAUUAUGAAUCAUUAUUUGCGAUGUUGUCAUCCUGUAAUCAAUACACAUUGUGGACGAGGCGCUUGGGAAUUAGUGCGAACGGUUACUUUGGACAGUUUACGUGUAACUAUGCCAACAUGUGAUUUACAUAACACAUUAUUGUAA
This is a messenger RNA of Cercopithifilaria johnstoni, 666 nucleotides long. The record is from the annotation of a GenBank genome assembly. Lineage: Eukaryota; Metazoa; Nematoda; Chromadorea; Rhabditida; Onchocercidae.